AUGCAUUCUUUUAAGAAGUUAUUGUUACGGUUCUUGAAUUCAGUAGUUUCUGCUAUUUGUGUCUCCUUCUGCAGAUUAAUAAUCCUAUGUUUUUUAAUGGACACAGAUAACCAGACGUGGGUGAAAGAGUUCAUGCUCCUUGGUCUGUCCAGUGACUGGGACACACAGGUCUCACUCUUUGUCCUCUUCUUGAUCAUGUACUUGGUGACAGUGCUGGGGAACUUCCUCAUUGUUCUUCUGAUCAGACUGGACAGCCGACUCCACACUCCCAUGUACUUCUUUCUCACCAACCUCUCCCUUGUUGAUGUCUCUUAUGCCACAAGUAUUGUUCCUCAGAUGCUGGCGCAUUUUCUUGCAGAACAUAAAGCAAUCCCAUUUGUGAGCUGUGCAGCCCAGUUAUUUUUCUCCUUGGGCUUGGGUGGGAUUGAGUUUGUUCUACUGGCAGUGAUGGCCUAUGACCGCUAUGUGGCUGUGUGCGACCCCCUGCGAUACUCAGUCAUCAUGCAUGGAGGGCUCUGUACUAGGUUGGCCAUCACAUCCUGGGUCAGUGGUUCUCUCAACUCUCUCAUGCAGACCAUCAUCACCUUUCAGCUGCCCAUGUGCGCAAACAAGUAUAUUGAUCACAUAUCCUGUGAAAUCCUAGCUGUGGUCAGACUGGCCUGUGUGGACACCUCCUCCAAUGAGAUCGCGAUCAUGGUUUCUAGCAUUGUCUUGCUGAUGACACCCUUCUGCCUGGUCCUCUUGUCUUACACUCAGAUCAUCUCCACCAUCCUGAAGAUCCAGUCCACAGAGGGAAGAAAGAAAGCCUUCCACACCUGUGCGUCUCACCUCACAGUGGUCGUACUGUGCUAUGGCAUGACCAUUUUCACCUACAUCCAGCCCCACUCCAGCCCUUCUGUCCUUCAGGAGAAGUUGAUUUCUGUCUUCUAUGCCAUUCUGAUGCCCGUGCUGAACCCCAUGAUUUAUAGCAUAAGGAAUAAGGAGGUGAAGGGUGCCUGGCAGAAACUAUUAGGACAGUUAUCUGGAUUAACAUCAAAACUGGCAACUUGA
This is a messenger RNA of Prionailurus viverrinus (fishing cat), 1050 nucleotides long. Its product is annotated as olfactory receptor-like protein OLF3. Gene Ontology annotation, cellular component: membrane. The coding region runs from base 1 to 1050 and encodes 349 amino acids. Lineage: Eukaryota; Metazoa; Chordata; Mammalia; Carnivora; Felidae. Gene Ontology annotation, biological process: G protein-coupled receptor signaling pathway. The transcript has a single exon. The record is from RefSeq and is a predicted model, not a curated record. Gene Ontology annotation, molecular function: G protein-coupled receptor activity; olfactory receptor activity.